AUGCUUAAACAUUUAUAUUUUUUGUAUCCUUGGAGAGCCCAAUAUCUAUGCGGAAAUAGAAAAUUAUUUUAUUUUUUAAGUGGUUCAUGCUGCUAUAGGAGUGACAUAAAUAUAGAUAAGAUAAUAAAGGAAAAUAAAUAUGAGCACAUAAAAGAUUUGAGAAGUCAAGAGCUUCGAAUAUUAUCAGAGAAUUGUUGUGUGAAAAAAGUUAAUGAUGUAAUAAUAUGGAGUGAGAUAUCUCGACAUUCUAUAGAGAAAUAUAAUAGUUUUAAAUAUUUUGAUGCUUUAUUAUUAUUAUCAUCAUUUGAUAAAAUGAAUAUUGUAGAUAAGAGUUUAUAUAAGAUAUUUUCAGAUGUAUUUAUUAAACAGAUAUCUUAUUUACAACCUGAUCAUUUUAUUGUAUUAAUAAAUUUAUAUUGUAAAGCAAAUAUAUUUCCUCGUUUAUUAUUUAUAGAGAUAUUUCAUGGAAUUAUAAAAUAUUGUAAUAAAUUAUAUCCAGAUGAAUAUGUUAAUUUAUUAAUUUGUUUUGCUAACUUAAAAAUUGUAAAUAAAGAUCUUAUAAAAACAUUAUGUAAGAGUAUAAUAAAAAAUAUUAAUUUAUUUGAUUAUAUACAUUUAACAUGUAUAGUUGGUGCUUUAAGAUCUUUAGAAAUAACAGAUGAUGUAUUUUAUUAUGUAAUAGAUGAGAAACAAUUAAAAGAAUUAAAAUUCUUAACAGUGCAGGAAAUAUUUGAUCAUAUAAAAAAAAUAAAAUUAUUACAAUAUAGUUGGCAAUUAUAUGAGAAGGAUAUAAUGAAAGAAUUUUUAUCAAGACUUUAUAAUUUUAAAAAUGAAAAGGAUGUCGAUCAGUUAGAUGAUCCUUUUGUAUGUUUAAAUUUUUUAGUUUCAAAGGGAUAUCUAAAAAGUAAUAAUAAUAUUAAUAAUAAUAAUAAUAAUAAUAAUAAAAAUAAUAGUGAUGAUUAUAUUUGUCCUUAUGAUAAUUACAUUUUUGAUGGUUCUAAUUUUCUCGUGGCCUUAAGCAAAUGGUGUGCUAAUCAAGUAUAUCAGUAUCCUUCACGUUCAGCAAAAAGACCAUUAAGUUAUGAACUAAUAAAGUUAUAUGAGAUAAUGAAAGAAUAUAAUAUACAUAAUUUAGAUUUUAUUGAAAAAGCUAUAUAUCGUUUUGUUAUAACUAGAGGAGGUUUAGAAACCAAUAGAGAUAAAAUGUUUAAACCUACAUCUUAUCAGAAGGGUAGAAAAUAUAUAUAUACCAAAGAUCCUUUAAUUGAUUAUAUAAAUAAUGAAAAAAAUAAAGAACAGGAUUCUUAUUCUUAUACUCAUCAUGAUAAUAAUAAUAAUAAUAAUAAUGAUCACAUGCAAGAUAAUGAAAAGGAAAAUAUUCUUUAUCCUUAUUAUAUGAACAAUAAAAAUAUGGAAUAUCAAACACAUGAUCAACAUAACAUACAUGAAUACAAAACUUUAUCAGAAAAACAAAAAAGUAUUAAAUUAAGUAUGGAAAAAAAAACAGAAAAUAAAAAAACAACUCAUUCAAAUUCAAGAUAUUGCAAUUUUAAAUUAAGGCAAAGACCAAAAAGAGUAAAAAAUAAACCAGCCCCCAUACAAGCAUGA
Messenger RNA from Plasmodium adleri (nom. inval.), 1608 nucleotides. RefSeq names its product conserved Plasmodium protein, unknown function. The transcript has a single exon. The coding region runs from base 1 to 1608 and encodes 535 amino acids. The record is from RefSeq and is a predicted model, not a curated record. NCBI's taxonomy places the organism in Eukaryota, Apicomplexa, Aconoidasida, Haemosporida, Plasmodiidae.